UUUGUGUGCCUGGCAUAUAACCGAGACAUUGGUCGGCAAGCACUCGAAGAAGUAACACCAACAGAAUCUGUAUUCCGACCAGUCAAUCACAAACUCACUGAAUCUACCUCACAUCGACUGAACUACAACUUUUGCGACCCACAAGGAACAUCACCAAGUUAUUUUCAUUCGGACGAUUCACUUAUCAAGCAAAAUGGAAGAGGAAUUGCUGUGUUGUGAGAGUGGCGUUGAGACAUUCGAAAAUAUCAAGCGGGCUUAUGAAGAUCCAGUUUUGUUAAAAGACAACCGAGUGCUAGAAACUUUACUGAGAACUGAGGAAAGAUAUUUACCUUCUGCUUCAUACUUUAAAUGCGUACAGACAGACAUUAAGCCAUUCAUGAGAAAAAUGGUUGCAACGUGGAUGCUUGAGGUUUGCGAGGAACAGAAGUGUGAAGAGGAAGUCUUUCCAUUAUCCAUGAACUACUUGGACAGAUUCUUAUCCAUAGUGAACACAAGGAAAAACAGACUACAGUUGCUGGGAGCUGCAUGCAUGUUUCUGGCAUCAAAGUUAAAAGAAACAAUUCCACUGACUGCAGAAAAAAUUGUUAUCUACACAGACAAUUCCAUAUCCUAUCAAGAACUUCUGGACUUGGAAUUGUUAGUAUUACAGAAACUAAAAUGGGACUUGUCGGCUGUCACCCCACAUGAUUUCUUGGAACAAAUUUUAAGUCGACUACCAAUUGACAGAGAAAAAGCUACGGUGAUGAAGCGACAUGCUCAGACGUUCAUUGCUUUGUGUGCCACAGACUUCAAGUUUGCGAUGUAUCCCCCCUCUAUGAUCGCUGCAGGCAGCGUGGGUGCGGCGGCACAUGGGUUGUUGGGGCCAGGGUGGGCAGACCAGGCUGACCUGAUGGAACAGCUACAGAGAAUCACAGGCAUUGAUGCUGACUGCCUAAGAGCGUGCCAAGAACAGAUCGAGCAAGCAUUGUCAACCAAUUUACCACAGCAGGCAGAUAGCCCUUCUAAGCGUGAAACCACCAGUAGCCCGACGUCCAAGGAGCAUCCUACAACUCCUACAGAUGUCCGUCACAUCGAAGCUUAUCAUUGAACUGUAGCAGCAGAUUCGCCAUCCUGCAGUGAGUCAUCUGUCCAAGCUAGACUAGCUACACAGCAAGCUUAAAUAUAAAGAUCUGACGGUGACGGGCCAUCCUGCACGAGACAAGCCACCGACAGUGGGAUUGGUUGACCUGUUACCUCAGUCAUACUACAAUGUCUUUCCAAUAUGGGUCUUAUUGUUAUUAUAAUAAUAGUAAUUAUUAUUAUUAUUAUUACUGCAACUCGUUGUCUCAGAACUGUACCUUAGACAGGACUGCUCAAUCCAAGCCUUCUUACUGCCUCAGAAUCGUUAACUCCAGCAGAACUUGCUGCCUGUAUUUGUAGGACUCAAAAACCAUGUGAUAAAGACUUCUUGCAAGUGUUAGUGCUACACUGCCGUAGGCUAGGGACACUGGCAGUCUACCAAAUGAGACAAUGCAUUAUUGUUAUGAUUUCAUACAGGAGUCUGGAGGUUCUAGCCCUGUGGAACCCAUUUUUUUUAAUGUGAGCACACACCUAUAUGUAUUUAUGUAUGUAACAAGUCUCUUUUUAUGUUUCUUUUUUUUUCUGGGGGUUUGUCCCCUCCUAAAUACCAGCAUGAUCCGAUUGUACAAUCAUUAAUAUACUUGGAACAUGCUAGUAUUGAUUAAAAUACAGGAUUUUGUUUUUUUAUUCCCAAAUGUUUGCAUCGGAUCAGCAGCAUGGGAAUCUGAAUGAUAGGCUUCUGGCAGUUGUGUUGGACAGGUGCCCAUGCUGCUGAUGUGCUGUGACUUUAUAUUGCCAAAAAUAUUGGGCCCUCUUCAGUGUGGACUGGGGUGUGCCACCCCCGGAGAUUUCCAAAAUGUGAUAUGGUGCACCGCCCGGUAGACACUGCAGGGGGCUGCAUGUAGAUAGAAGCCUGCUUGGGUUACUUUUUAUUAAGUUAAUGAAAAUAAUUCAAUGGAUAGGGAAAUAGAAAGUAUGUGUUAAUCUGUGCCAUCCUAUGCAGUCUUGUGGUGAUCUGCAGUUACCAAUCAACAAACGGUUAACUAUGGAUGUAAAGAUUGCUCUUGUAUCUUUAGUUGAGUAGUUGAUAUUGCAAGAUUUCUUAGCAAUUUGGCACUACUUUGACCAGAGGACAUUGUGUCCAGCGUGUUGGUCAUGUUAUACCCUUGUGUUCAUCCAUCAUGUGUCCAGCUAGUACAUGGAGAGUGGAGAGAGUUUGUAGACCCAGAGUAUGAGUGCUAAUUCUGGGUACAAUUAUUAAUUUUUUUUUUCAAGGAUUAUAAUUCUUGAUAUCCUCAUUAUUGAGGUUAUUUGUUAAAAUUGACAAAAAUGUCUUCCAUUGGUGUUACUUGAAUUUCAUCAUUAAUCUAGAAGAGAAUUAUGUCAUCAAAUGAAACAACUUUGAUAUUUUGUUUACAAAAAAUGUCUGAAUUGUGAACUUGUAGUUCACGUGAAUGUGUAUCUUCAAAUAUACUUACAAUUACAUUUCCAGUUAUUGAAUAACUGAUUUUAGGUGAAUUUUUCCACAAAUGCCUACUUAUUAUCAGAAAUGAGCUUUGGAUUGAAUUCCUUUAACUUCAAACAACUCCAAUCUAAAUUGAGGCCAAUAGUUUACUGACACAAAAUAUAACCAGAAUAAACUUAAGAUCAGAAUGGAGCUAGGCAGUAAGGCAAACUGAAGUUAAACGUCUUUGCUCUUAAACUUGCCAUUAUGUCAGUUUCUGUUUUAGUAGGCAUUUGAAGUAACCAUUGUUUAUGUUACCCACUUCUUUGCUUUGUGUGAAGGCUAGAUAUCUUCAUUAUUUUUGGGUUUAUGUUUCUGCCUGGUGUCUGUGCACAGGACUUUAGUAAUUGUGUGCUGUGAAAAAAUUUCUAGUCUGUUUGCUAGCAGGUGAAAGAAAGGUAUAGAUCCUGCAGGGGGUGGAGGGGGAGGGGGGGACAUGUUGUUGCUGGUAAAUAACAAAGGUGGUAGACAUCAUUUGUAGCCAGUGGCUUUCACCUGCUAGCAGCCCUGUAAUUCCUUCUGGCGUGUUCUUUCCUUGUGCUGAAUAAGAUCAUCGAUGACAUUGACAGGGGAGGGGUGGGGGGACAUUUUCUUAAUUUGUCCAACAAGAACCACCUGAGGUUUUUGUAAUGUUAAAAUGUCCAAAAAGUCUUCCAGGGAGCAAGAUGGGUGAAGUACUCAUUAAAAGUGUUGACAGUGACAGGUUGAGUGAAACAGCACUCCAGUCUUUAGAACUGAGUAAAGCUGGAUGUGUGUACAAGAUAAUGCAAGAGUUAUGGAGUUUACUCGAUGUUUAAAUUUAGCUGAUGUUAAGUCUUUCAGGAAAGAUGGAUAUGCAAACAGAUUGUCCAUAACUUGUUAGAAGAAAGGGUUCUGUCUUUGGUGUGCACAAAAAGGUAUACCUCAGCUUACUAGCUGUCGUAAUGAAUGUGGUUUAAGCAAAUGUGAGUGAAAUUUUCCAUUGUUAAAAUGGAAGGUAUGUUAUGUAAAUAACGGGAAAGAAAUGAAAUAAAAUUUUUGAAGAAAUAAAAAG
Lingula anatina is the source of this 3596-nucleotide messenger RNA. Its product is annotated as G1/S-specific cyclin-D2. Lineage: Eukaryota; Metazoa; Brachiopoda; Lingulata; Lingulida; Lingulidae. The record is from RefSeq and is a predicted model, not a curated record.